Molecule: messenger RNA, 738 nt
Organism: Nematostella vectensis (starlet sea anemone)
Lineage: Eukaryota; Metazoa; Cnidaria; Anthozoa; Actiniaria; Edwardsiidae
Exons: 3
Coding region: 24-359 (111 amino acids)
Source: RefSeq, a predicted model, not a curated record
CAAUCAAAACUCAAGACCCCGUGAUGCAAUGCGGCCGUGUAUUAUCUUCGAAACGAAAAACAAAGAUGGCGGACGGUUUCCGCCUCAAUACAGUGGACCUCGUCGAACAGAUCGCUGUUCUUGGGUUCAUCAAUGGGGGCGAGCAAGGAAAAUCUUUGUACAAUGCAUUCGUCUCAGCCCGUGUUGGCUAUGAGAUUUACAAGAGGAUAACAGUGUCCAGAGCAGAUCGGCUCAGGGCGCAGACCAUCGCCAGGGUGGCACAGUAUGUGAAGGCUUACCCCAAGGCUAGCGACGCACAGAUGAAGGCCAUGCUAGAAAAGGAGAUUGGGAUGUUUGCACAGCAAGUCGCACAGAAAUAAACCACCACCUGUCACAAUUACAUCAUAAAUCAUUUACACCAUUAGCACAUUAAGCCUAUUGACAUUUUGCAUACUACUUCAAUAUUCCUUUUUUCCUAUUCCUUAGAAUCAUAUUGAAAAUACUUUACAUUUGAUCUUAGACUUCGUCAGCAACACUUUCGUAUGUGUUUUCCUUCAAUAUUCAAACACCAAUAAGGUGGAGAAACCUCCAAUUUUUACAUUAUCUAAAAACACAAUUUUAAACUUUUUUGUCUAUAAAAAAAACUACAUACUUACAAAGUUAUCAAAACACUUUAAUCACAAUAAAAAGUGCAAAUUUUAUACCAACGUGUAAAAUAUGUAAAAAAAAGAAAACGUUCAAUUAAAUUUGGACUUUGAC